Messenger RNA from Anopheles maculipalpis, 1368 nucleotides. Its product is annotated as tubulin beta chain-like. NCBI's taxonomy places the organism in Eukaryota, Metazoa, Arthropoda, Insecta, Diptera, Culicidae. The transcript is spliced from 2 exons. The record is from RefSeq and is a predicted model, not a curated record. Gene Ontology annotation, cellular component: cytoplasm; microtubule. Gene Ontology annotation, biological process: mitotic cell cycle; microtubule cytoskeleton organization. Bases 1 to 1368 code for a protein of 455 amino acids. Gene Ontology annotation, molecular function: GTPase activity; structural constituent of cytoskeleton; GTP binding.
AUGCGUGAAAUAGUUCACUUACAAGCUGGCCAGUGCGGCAAUCAGAUCGGUUCAAAGUUCUGGGAAGUUAUUUCCAACGAGCAUGGUAUCGAUGCCACCGGAGCAUUCCAGGGAGAAUGUGGCGAUCUUCAGCUCGAAAGAAUAAACGUGUACUAUAACGAAGCUUCCGGUGGUAAAUAUGUACCACGAGCGAUUUUGGUAGACCUUGAACCUGGAACGAUCGAUUCCGUCCGUGCCGGUCCCUUUGGACAGCUGUUCCGCCCGGACAACUGUUCCUUCGGCCAGUCGGGAGCAGGAAAUAAUUGGGCCAAAGGACAUUACACGGAAGGGGCAGAAUUGGUAGAUUCGGUCCUGGAUAUUGCACGUAAGGAGGCCGAAAAUUGCGAUUGUCUGCAGGGUUUCCAGCUCACCCAUUCUCUCGGUGGUGGAACCGGAUCUGGCAUGGGAACGCUGCUAAUUUCCAAAAUUCGCGAAGAGUUUCCGGAUCGUAUAAUGAACACCUUCUCGAUCGUUCCAUCGCCGAAAGUGUCCGAUACCGUGGUUGAACCGUACAAUGCUACAUUGAGCGUACAUCAGCUAAUUGAAAAUACGGAUGAAACAUACUGCAUCGAUAACGAGGCACUCUAUGAUAUAUGCUUCCGCACAUUGAAGUUAACCACACCAACGUACAAUGAUCUAAACCAUCUGGUAUCGGCUGCCAUGUCUGGUGUUACGACGUGUCUUCGCUUUCCCGGUCAACUGAAUGCCGAUCUGCGAAAGCUAGCGGUAAAUAUGGUCCCAUUCCCGCGGUUGCAUUUUUUCAUGACGGGUUUCGCGCCACUUACUUCCCGUGGAGCCCAACAGUAUCGUGCUCUCACCGUACCCGAAUUAACGCAGCAAAUGUUUGAUGCUAAAAAUAUGAUGGCUGCAUGUGAUCCUCGUCACGGACGUUAUCUAACGGUGGCGGCCAUCUUCCGCGGGCGUAUGUCGAUGAAGGAAGUCGACGAACAAAUGAUGAAUAUCCAAACAAAGAAUAGUAGCUACUUUGUGGAAUGGAUUCCAAACAACGUGAAGACCGCGGUUUGUGACAUUCCUCCGCGGGGACUGAAGAUGUCCUCCACGUUUAUUGGUAAUUCGACUGCGAUACAGGAGAUUUUUAAGCGCAUUGCCGAACAAUUUACGGCAAUGUUUAGACGCAAGGCAUUUUUGCAUUGGUACACCGGCGAGGGCAUGGAUGAGAUGGAGUUUACGGAGGCUGAAAGUAAUAUGAAUGAUCUUGUUUCUGAGUAUCAGCAGUACCAAGAAGCGACGGCAGACGAAGAAGGCGAGAUGGACGAGGAGGAGGAAGGUGAGCUCCAAUACGUGGACAGAAAAGAAAACAUUAUUUAA